UUUUCCUUGCGGCAAUACUGAUGCCGUUCCCAUCUCGGACUAGCAGCCAGCUUCACGUACUUAAAUAGGUUAUCUGACGUAUGUCAAACCUCUUGUCAAAGAAAUUUAUUAUUUAAUCUGAGCGUGCGGGUGUUGUCGCUCGCGACAUUUCGAGGAACGAUCUGUCAGCUUUGCGCGCAAGUUGGAGGAAUCGAUCGACGAGUCGGCCAAACAUGUGGUGGUAGUGAUGCGCUUAAAGGGGAAAAAUAACACAAAGUCGUUUAACAGCGUCUACAGGGUGCUUUCUCGUUUAUGUCGAUCUGUGGAUAAAGGACAUCUUGAUGGUUUCAUGGCGGAUGGUGUGGCGCCGACCGUGAAAAAUGGCCACAAUUCUAAUACAGAUUUCACUAAUCAACCGGUAAAGCAGUCGUCUGAUGUAUCCAGUGUAUCCAGUGUUGUUUAUGCGGUGGGUCAUUAUCCCCCGAAGCUCCUGCACAAUCUCAAUGCACAGAGACGGGAGAACAAGUUCAGUGAUGUGGGAUUGGUAGCGGGCGGCAGAAUCAUUCGGGCGCACAGAUCGGUUCUGGCCGCCGGUAGCGCCUACUUUAAUGCCAUGUUUACUGUCGGUCUGGUGGAGGAGCAACAGGAACUCGUAGAAAUUCAUUCAAUCUCUCCUCACAUUCUCUCCCAGCUGGUGGAUUUUAUCUACAGUGGCAAUGUAGAUAUCACCCAAGAUAAUGUACAGGAGUUAUUCGCUGCCGCCGACAUGCUAGAGUUAGAUGAUGUAGUAGCCGGCUGUAUCAAUUAUCUCAAACAACAGUUGCACUAUUCUAAUGCCCUUGGAAUUUACAGAUUUGCGGAAGUACAUAACAGACUGGAUCUUUUGGAGACUGCCCUACGCUUUAUAGAAGCCAAUUUUCCUCAAGUCUGUCAGGAAGAGGAAUUUCUGGAUUUGCCCAAGGAGCAUCUUGUUCAGUUUCUCAGUAGUGAUUACAUUCACAUCGAUACUGAAUGCCAGGUCUUCCAGGCUGCGUACAAUUGGAUCGUUCACGACAUCCCCGCACGGAGAUGCUAUGUAUUUGAGAUCCUCGGCCACGUACGCUUGCGACUGUGUUCAUUAGCAAGGCUAGAGCGUAUUAUCCUAGAAUGCAAGGACGCAAGUCUCAUUGUUGCGUUGCGAUCUAUACAAAAAGAUCUAGUCUCGAACAAAGGUUGCCUGGUGCCUCUUCACGCUCAGCCCCGGGUCUGCGCUAGGAAGAAUAUUCUGGUAAUCGGCGGAUCCAAACGGGAGCAUUCUGCAGAUAGCUGGGGUAGAACCGCCGAGAGUACUUACGAAACCAUCGAGAAAUAUGACAUAUUCACUGGAGAAUGGAGCGAAGUGGCUCCGAUCAGUAUAGGACGUAUUCUACCUGGAGUAGCUUUGUUGGACGGAAAGGUGUACGUUAUCGGCGGUGAACUGGAAUCCUGCAUAAUUGCCAAUUGCGAGUGCUACGAUCCUCGCGACAACGUGUGGACUCCCAUCGCUUGUAUGGAAGAACCUAGAUGUGAUUUCGGUCUUUGUGCCUUGGAUAAUAGCCUGUACGCGUUCGGCGGAUGGGUAGGCGAAGAUAUCGGCGGUUCCAUCGAAAUAUAUGAUCCGAUCUCCAACACGUGGACUCUUGAGGGCUAUCUCCCGGAGCCACGGUUCAGCAUGGGUGUCGUGGCAUAUGAAGGACUAAUUUACAUUGUGGGUGGCUGUACUCACAACAGUCGACAUCAUCAAGACGUGAUGAGCUACAAUCCCGUGACUAGAGAAUGGAAUUACUUGGCCCCCAUGAUUACACCACGCUCGCAAAUGGGAAUUACGAUUCUCGACGGAUAUAUGUACGUUGUUGGCGGCACCAGUAAAAAUCAAGAGGUUUUAACAUCAGUCGAAAGAUACUCUUUCGAAAAGAAUAAAUGGAGUGCCGUCGCUCCCAUGAGCAUGGGUAGAUUUUAUCCGGCGGUUGCAGCAGCCGACAGUCGACUAUAUGUCAUAGGCGGCGAUCAGUCCCAGGAGAUCAAUUUCUAUCGCACACAGAUUACAAUCUCUACUGUCGAAUGUUAUGAUCCACACACGAACAAAUGGCACGAGUGCGCCUCUUUACCGUCGAGUAGAGGUGAAGCUACAGCAAUCGUUGCGCCUUUUUGAUUGCUAUUUCGUGGAAAUCUAUUUAUCGUUCGAUGUAUUGCUUCAUGCCUUCUUAUUUUUUUAAUAUGUUUCCUUUCUUUCGAUAUCUAUUCUAUCUUUACCAACAGCAUUGUGUAUCCAUUAGAUAGAUAGUCGCAUUGCUAAAGAAAUAGUCUUACUAAUUUCUGAAUAUUCCAUUGGCAUUUUUAGAUACUUAAAAGAGACACUACAUAUUUUGAGGGAUUUUUAUUACAGAAGAUUGUUUUCUUUUUUCUUUUUUUUAUAGAUAUACAGCAUAAUCAUUAACUAAUAAGAGUUACAAGAUUGAAGAACUUAAGAAAGAGAUGGAAGGAACGAAAAAAACUCUAAC
Messenger RNA from Pogonomyrmex barbatus (red harvester ant), 2498 nucleotides. RefSeq names its product kelch-like protein 12. NCBI's taxonomy places the organism in Eukaryota, Metazoa, Arthropoda, Insecta, Hymenoptera, Formicidae. Gene Ontology annotation, molecular function: protein binding. The record is from RefSeq and is a predicted model, not a curated record.